Penicillium malachiteum is the source of this 1869-nucleotide messenger RNA. Its product is annotated as MFS transporter. The record is from RefSeq and is a predicted model, not a curated record. The transcript is spliced from 2 exons. The coding region runs from base 1 to 1869 and encodes 622 amino acids. Lineage: Eukaryota; Fungi; Ascomycota; Eurotiomycetes; Eurotiales; Aspergillaceae. Gene Ontology annotation, biological process: transmembrane transport. Gene Ontology annotation, molecular function: transmembrane transporter activity.
AUGCAGUCGUUUCUAGAACAACGAAGAAUCUACAGACAGCUUGAGAAACAGAUUGUCGUCAAACGAGAAUCCAACAAUGCCUGGACCCAUGAGCGUCGUUACUGGUAUCCUGAAGAAGGAGGAAUCCAGUCCGAUGAGCAAUACCCUGAUGAUGGAAUAGCAGCAGACCGGCGUCGAGAGCACGGGCAGCGAACAAUGAUCUCCGGACCCGCACUUGAGCCUCGACACCAGUUACGGGCACACCUAGGAAGAGAAGAGGACAUCGAGCGGCAGGACUGUCACCCGGAGCUUAAUGCUGAGCCCUUUACUAUCAAUACAAGAGACGCUCUAGGAACUGACGUCGACAUGAUGGUGACUGGUGUGGAGGGCCAGCGAACCAGAAGAGAUAUGAGUACAGAUAUUGGUGGAUCAACCACAGGGAGCGAUACUGAUGAGAAGGAAAAGAUUAUAGUUGUUACCUAUGAAGGAGACUGCGAUCCUGCAGACCCGCAUAAUUGGUCAUUUUUAUCCCGGUGUGCAACUACUGUCCUCCUCUCUUUCCUUGGAGCUAUCAUUAUAUGGUCGUCUACUAUUGAUGGCACCGCCAUAAAGAAGACAGAAAAGGAGUUCCAUACAACCUUCGAAAUUGAGACUUUACCAACUGCUCUGUUUCUUAUCGGCCUCGGACUCGGUGCAUUGAUCACGGCACCUAUCUCCGAGCUUGUCGGACGCAACCCUGUCUAUCUCACAUGUCUUCCGGCCUUCAUGAUUUUCGAUAUGGGUGCAGGACUCUCCAAAAAUGUUGCUCAGCGGACGGUAUGUCGUGGGCUUGCUGGAACCUUCGGCUCUGCACCUUUAGUCUGUUCAGCGGCUGCUCUCGUCGACAUCUGGUCUCCAAUUGAGCGGAACUACGCCUUUCCUUUCUUCUCCAUUGUAGCCUUCCUAGGGGCAACUCUUGGCCCUGUUCCGGGCUCCAUUAUAGCCUGGACCCACGCCGUUAGCUGGAGAUUUGUAGACUGGAUAACGAUUAUCUUUGCUGGGCUAAUCCUCUUCCCGACUAUAUUCUUCCUCCCGGAGACCUACAGUCCCAUAAUCCUGCACUGGAAAGCUAAGAAUCUCCGUCGUUUGACAAAAGACGAUAGAUAUCGGGCUCCUCUCGAAUUCAAAACCAUGAGCUUCAGUAAGCGACUUCGCCGAGCACUAUACCGUCCCUGCAUCCUCCUAUGGACAGAACCCAUCAUCAUCAUCUUCAGCGGCUAUCUCGGCAUCAUCUUCAUCGUACUCUACACUUUCUCCGCUGGCUUCCCAUCCGUUUUUGAAGAAGUCUACAAACUCAACGGAGGACAGCUAGGUCCCACAUUCCUCAGUAUCGCAGUCGGUGUUCUACUCACAAUUCCCUUAAUUCCGUUCACCCAAUAUCUAAUUCGGCGCGACAUCUACCGAGCCCGAGCCCGGAACCAAUCUCGACCAGGUCCAGAAUUCAACCUCUACCUUUCCAUGUUCACAGCUCCAUUUUUCACCAUCUCUCUUUUCUGGAUGGGCUGGACCUCCCGCCCUAAAAUCUCAUUAUGGUGUCCUCUCAUCGCAGCCGUUGCCUUCGGCUUCGGAGCCCUCGGCAUCUUUGUCUCAAGCUAUCAAUAUGUCGCUGCGGCAUUUGAAAAUCAUUCUGCGUCAGCAUUGGCUUCGCUGCAGAUGUUCAGGCUUGUGGCCGCUGGUAUUAUGGCUUGUAUUGCUCAGAUUAUGUAUGAUAAUCUGGGUGUUGCGUGGAUCAUGACGCUUUUGGGUGCUAUCGCUUUGCUUUUCCUACCUGUGCCUUAUGUUAUGUUUUUAUAUGGGCCUUAUAUUAGGCGGUGGAGUCGGCAUGCUUCAUCAAGUUCAUGCGAGGGGUGA